Molecule: messenger RNA, 5709 nt
Organism: Bemisia tabaci
Lineage: Eukaryota; Metazoa; Arthropoda; Insecta; Hemiptera; Aleyrodidae
Source: RefSeq, a predicted model, not a curated record
UUUCCGGAAGAUGCCCGCGCCCCCACAGUUCCACCCUCCGCGAUUUUCGGUGGUGACCAGAAAUAUUUAAAUCCCCCUUCGACCCAUCGUAUUUUUUUCCUUUUCGAUUUUUUUUUCACUUUAAUCGUUGUUAUUUAAUUUUUUUCUUACCGGGAUACGUUUGUAAUUUUUUUCGUUUGUGUGCAGUGAAAUGUUUUCCUGUUGAUAUUUUUUUCGGUAAUUUUUGAUCCUUCUGUGCGCGAAACUUCGUAUCAUGAGACGGAAAAGUGUUUUUACGUUGCGUUCCUAGUCAUGUGAUACGCGGAGUGAAGUUCGUGCUCGUGGCGUGUUUUUCGUUCGAUCGAAGGAUAUCAAGAGGAUUACCCAAAUUUUUCCGGUUUUUUGAAGAAUAAGAUGAGGAGAUUCAGCUAUGGGAAAUGUUUCCUGACAACGGACCGUGUUCUGGAAGUUAUGACCUCAGCCUGGUGGAUCUUCCUAUGCAUAUGUUUGCUGAAUCAUGAUAUCGCUAGAGCUACACCAGUUUGGCAGUCGACACUUAUGGGAGGAGCGGGCAGGAACAUCAGGCACCUACCAUGCGUGAGCAGGCGGACAGGCGAGACCGGUCUCUGCAUGUUCGCGUUCUCCUGCGCCAAAGCCAACGGCACCCACCUGGGCACCUGCAUCGACCGCUUCUACUUCGGGAGCUGCUGCAAGAUCUUCCCGGGCAUCGAAGUGGACCUCGCCGAGCCGCUGCAGAACAACCUCCUCAACUACGAGGAGUUCGGCGGCAGCAGCAGCACCACCCACAAGACCAUCGACCCCAGCGAGAAGCCCCACUUCAGCCUCGCCCCCAAGCCCAACAUAUCUACCUCCAGCCCCUACGGCUCCUCCACCGUGUCCAUCAGCACGCCGAUGGGGUCCGUCUCCACCGGCUACAACCCCACCCACCGACCCCUAAUCUCAUCGACCGUAUACUCGUCAUCCACAAUCCACCCCGCUACUAAAACCGAAUCGACGAACAAGUUCUCGUCGCCGUAUACCAGCACACCCAGACCGGUUUCCACCCUCGCAGGAUCGACCAUCAACCCCUUGACCGUUUCCGCCCCACACUACUCCACCUCGAAAUUCGCGGAUUCAGUAUCUUCGACAUCUACCCCGUAUUCGAAACCGUCGACAGUUUCGUCGACGCAUGAGGUGUCGAGUUCCCACUUCGUGACGACGCCGGCGCCGAGUCAGUCGACGCCGAAAUCGACGUCGAAACCGGUUUCGACGCCGAAGCCGGUUCCCUCGGGGAAGCCCACGAAGCCGCCGGGCUACGGGACGACGCCGCAGAAGCUGGGGCCCACGAAGCCGGGGUCGGCGAAACCGGCGUCGACGAAGCCGGGGAUCCCGCCCAAGCCGAGCGCGGCGCCCACCAAAGCGCCCACGACGCCCGGCAAGCCCACGAAGCCGUACUCGAAGCCCAGUUACGCGCCCACGAAACCGAGUGUGGCCACCGUGACGUACGGCGAGAGCUCGUACAGUCAGACUGCCAAGCCGCUGAGCCAGGUGACGUCAUCGCCGUCGAGCGUGCACGUGUCCUCGCCCUCUUCGCCGAUCUCCACGGUCUCGAGCACGACGACGAACUACGUGGAGGUACCCGUCUCGACGCUGACCCCGGCGACGCACGGACACGGCUCCCAGUCGCCGCUGCUGAGCACCCUCUCGCACUUCCCGUCGCACGCGUCCGCCUCCACGCUGCAGCGCCUCAACCUGUCCUCCACGACACCGCCGCCCCCGCCUUCGCCCGCCUCCAUCGAGACCCUGGAGGAGGAGACCAACCUCAUCUCGGGCGGCGGCGUGUCCACCUCCAAGCCUAGUCUCGUCACCUGGACCACAAUCGACGAGGUGCCCAUCAUCCCGCCCGACCGCACCAAGCCGCCCACCAUCCGACCUCCAGUUUCAGUGACCUACGAGUCGGCCACGGCGUCCCCUGCACCCUCAUCCCCCUCUUCUUCGCCGUCGUCCCUGCCGCCGACCUCCGCCCCCUCGUCGCCCUCCACCGAGUCCUGGGUCCAGGUUCAGCUCACCACCCACGCCCCCGACGCAGCAAGUUCACCACAAUCUGGAGACGUGUACACAACGCCGAGUGGGCUCCCGAAAGACAACGUAACGUCUGCACUUCCGGAAGUCAGCAGUCAACAACCCGUUUCCGUAUCGUCGGCAUCGUCCACCAAUCCAGAUCCUUCGAUCUCGUCAUCCUCCUCCUCGACAGGCCCCACCGAACCAACUCUGGCACCCUUCGAAACCAACGAGAUCGAUUUCAGCGGCUUCAACACCUCAAAUUUCAGAGAGAUUUGCGGAAGGAGGCUAUUCCCUACUCCGAGGAUCGUUGGAGGAGAGAAAGCAUCUUUCGGAAAAUGGCCAUGGCAGAUAUCACUGAGACAGUGGAGAACUUCGACGUAUUUGCACAAAUGCGGAGCUGCUCUGUUCAACGAAAAUUGGGCCGUUACAGCCGCUCAUUGCGUGGAGAACGUGCCGCCGAGUGACCUGCUUCUGAGGUUGGGCGAGCACGAUCUGUCGAUCGAGAACGAGCCGUACGGGUACCAAGAGCGACGGGUCCAGAUCGUGGCGUCGCAUCCCCAGUUCGACCCGCGGACCUUCGAGUACGACCUGGCCCUCCUCCGCUUCUACGAGCCGGUCAAGUUCCAGCCCAACAUCAUCCCCAUCUGCGUCCCGGAGGACGACACCAACUUCGUCAGCUCCACCGCUUACGUCACUGGAUGGGGACGACUUUACGAAGAUGGACCUCUUCCGAGUGUCUUGCAAGAGGUAUCAGUGCCAGUUAUCAAUAACUCGGUGUGUGAAACUAUGUACAGAUCAGCUGGUUUCAUAGAGCACAUUCCUGAAAUAUUCAUCUGUGCCGGCUGGAGGAAAGGAGGCUUCGAUUCUUGCGAGGGUGACUCUGGUGGCCCGAUGGUGAUCCAAAGGCCCGACAAAAGGUGGCUCCUCGCUGGUGUCAUCUCGUGGGGAAUCGGUUGCGCCGAACCCAACCAACCCGGAGUUUACACCCGGAUAUCGGAGUUCAGAGACUGGAUCAAUCAAAUCCUGCAGUUUUGAUUGUCGCGACAAAUUUCUGUGAUGUAAUAUAAUUUCAGUCUAGAGCGAGACUCCUGAAAAAUCCAGGGUUUUGCAAGACUCAAAGACUGCGAAGUGAAAACUCUCACUGCAGUGGCAUGGCGUGCUUUGCGAUAUAUCGAUUUAUCUGUCAUUUAAAUCUAUGGAAAAGUAUCUAUAGACAGGACGUUCGCAACGAAUACCCUAAUAAUCGAUUCUUCACCAUAGGUUUAAAUAGAGAAAUAUCGAUAAUUGAUCAUUCAUGCCUCGCCACUGUCACGCUGAAAAAAGUACACUGUUGAAAAGAGUAACACUUGGUGCCCAUGUAUAGAUAAGAUCGAGUCAAUUUGACUCCAACUUUGAAUCAAAGACUACAUUUCAAUUAAUUUGACUCUAAUGUCCCCUAGGAGACAGUAACUGAAUCUUAAUUAAUGAAAAAACAUAAACGAGGUCAGCCUCAAGUAUUUGAUGAGACAAAUUUUAAAAAUGUUAACAUAAUUUCAAAUGACUGUAACAUAAUCUAAAAAUAAGUUUGAGUCUGAUCUGAUUCGAUCCACGAGUCAGUCGACUCAGCUUGUUGUCUGUAAGGGACGAGAAUUUUAACAGUGUAUCAAAAACUGUUAGUUUGACCAGAUUUCAUGAAAACUAGAGAUCGAAAACCGGUUUUGUUUGUUGCUCAUGUUCAAAUAACCAGUCAAAUAUUGCAAUUUUCCACUUUUUCAUUUAGCGCAUUUACGAUUAAUUUUUGAAGUGUAUCUUUCCGCUAAUUUUUGCCGCUAAAAAUGGUCUCCAAGUAUCCGCGUAACAGCUGUAGAGUAUUCUUUGAAAGUCAAUUUUUUCAUAAAGAAUAUUUAGAAGAAUAUUCAUCUCAGGAAUAUUCAGAGGGCGAGGAUUGUCUCACGUAAAGUUCUUACAGACUGAUUUGGUGGCUCUACCUCAUUACUUGCGAAUUUCGAUAAAUCGGCGUUCGGUGGUUUUGAUAUAGACGGUUCAUUUGUAAGGACCUCGUCAUCGAGUAGCGAUGAAGACAUUUUAAUUUCGAGAAACUUUUGGACAGUUUCAAUCAUUGCAACGCAAUUACAUCUAAGUAUUGACUCCACUUUUUAAAAAGGCAACUACAGCAAUAUUUCUGUGACCUUUCUCGUUCAAUCUUAGGAAGGAGUAACAGCAUGUGCACUGUUAUCUUAAUUUCUUGUUGUGAAUGCCACUUUCCACAAGAAAGAUGUAUGUAAUUAGACAUUAGUUAUGGAUUUAAAAUCCAAAAAUCUGUACAUAGUUUGGGAACCAAAAAUUUUACAAGCAAUUUUUCGAAAACCUACUGCAUUAAUUUUACUACCAAUACAUAUCCGCGACCGUGCUAUCAGACGGAUAAGUGUUGUCUAAAAUGUAUAAAUAUACGGAAAAAGAAAAGUUUCACUUAGAUCCAUAAAAAGGUUCCAAAAUUCGAUUGCAAAAUUCUUCAAUUUUUUUCAUCGGAAAAAAGAACACAUUUUUAAGGAUCGAUGAACAGUAAAAUUUUGCAACGCGAAGGAUUUUGUCACAAUUAUUGAAAUUCAAAAAGGGGCAAUGAGGCAUCCUAGUUCCUGGGCGAUUUCUUAAUUUGACGUGGUAUAAACUGAAUCAGGGAUAUAUGAAACAUUUUAACCAAAGCCUAAAUAACACAAAGUCCUCGAAUUAUGAAUGGCCCUAUUUAAAACCUUAGACUUGACCUUUGAUUUUGAUUUUUCUGUUGAAAAUUUUCCCUGGUGAACCUUUCAAAUGUUUGAUGGUCUAAAACGUAUAAUGUAUUGACACCAAAAGGUGUAAUUAGUAAGUAAGAAUAAAUUAUUUUCUUUUUUAUCUUCUUUUGCUUGUAAUUAAAAAUUAUUUUUAAAGAAUUUGAUUAGUUACUGGCGAUGUAGGAAGCGUUUUUGACAAGUGUCGGUUCAAUUACAGGUAAAAUGGUUCAAUAUAAUGUAUGGUAUUUCAUUGUUUUUAAAACAAGCGCUGCAACGAUACGCAUAAAAAUGGGGGUAUUGGUUUUAUAUUUUCUGAAUAUAAAAAUUACCACUCAUAUUUCUAAUAUUGUUAAGAAAUGGAAUGAGCGUAGUUUUACUUUCUAAGAAUUGUACCCUGUAUAACUUGAGUUAAGAAAACACAUACAUAAACAGAUAUUACUUCUCAAGUCUCUUGUGAGCCCACGAUUAAAGUCUGUAUAUAUUCGGCUAUAACCAUAAUGUAAUUUUUCAGAGGCAUUUCUAAAAGCUGAGUUGAACGACAUUGAAUUUGAUUAAGAACCUUCCUAUUGAAACUGCGAUAAUGUAACUAUACGGUUGUAAAUACAAGUACAUUACUUUUAUUACAUUUUUAUUUAUUAACUGGGAUGUCCCCUCCAUUGUGAUAAUUAAGGAUGCCUACUCAUAUACAACGAAUACAGGUGUUCUUGCUAAAUUUAGAAUUUUCUGCCAAUAUUUUUAGAGAUAUGUCGACGAAAUACUCGCACAUCAGACAACUAUGGAAUUCUGCCCUUAUAUCUACAACAAGGAGACCAGUACUAUGAUGAUUUUAAAUCUCAUUUUUAUUGUAAACAGGUAUUUCAAGCGAUCCUCGUUAAAAUUAUUUAUUUUAUUAAAUAAAUUUAAAAUCUAAAACCCA